AUGAUCGAAACGGCCAAGCCGGAUUCGUUCCGAAAUCUUAUUCGCUGCUUAGGACGAGUUGUAGAUGAGCAGAAAGCAGCUGGAAGGUAUAUGUCGUGGCAGCGUAUGAGUAUAGUUGUCGAUCGCUAUGAAAGAUUAGCUAUAGGACAACUGCGUGAUUUACGCAAACUCCAGCGAAUGGCCAUGAAUCGCAAUACAGAUUCAGCGUCUGUUAGAGAUCAAAUUGACCGAAUAGGACAACAUCUUCAAUCGAGUCUUGCUCAGUUAUUAGGUGAACGUGAUAAUCUUGAUGCCGAAGGACGAGAACAGUUUGAUAAUCGUGUUGAGUCUAUCCGAAAACAGAUUCAAGCAGCAAUUAAUGCCACUGCGUCAUUACCACCUUUGGAAUCAAAGAAUCCUUUUGAAGAACCAGAUUCCGAUGACACGAAUCCCUAUGAGUUAGAAGGAAGGAGGUAUGUACAAGAGACCGAUUCGCGAGCUCUUGAGCUAAAAGCGAAAGCAGAAGAGGCGAAAAUGAUGGCUGACGCAACUGCUAAAUUGAACAAGGAUAUGAGAGACCUUGAAGAGAUUUUUGCCGAGCUGGCUACAAUUGUUCAUGAGCAACACGAAGUUGUCGACUCCAUCGAGGAGCACGUUGAGCGUGCUACCCAUGAUAUCAAAUAUGGUAACGAGCAGCUGAAGAAGGCUGUGAGGAGCAAAACGAAUAGGACAACAGUGACUGCAGCCGUAGUAGGCGGUGUCGCCGUUGGAGGACCCGUAGGGUUAGCGGCUGGAUCAGCCAUAGCUGGAGUAGCAGCUGGAGUUGCGGGUUUAGUUGCAGGUUAGUU
Messenger RNA from Strongylus vulgaris, 827 nucleotides. The record is from the annotation of a GenBank genome assembly. Lineage: Eukaryota; Metazoa; Nematoda; Chromadorea; Rhabditida; Strongylidae.